Molecule: messenger RNA, 2283 nt
Organism: Penicillium concentricum
Lineage: Eukaryota; Fungi; Ascomycota; Eurotiomycetes; Eurotiales; Aspergillaceae
Exons: 5
Coding region: 1-2283 (760 amino acids)
Source: RefSeq, a predicted model, not a curated record
AUGACCGGCAUGGUACAGCCCGACCUUGGUCCUCCAGCGACGAAGUACAAGGAAGAUUCUAUUGAUGAUCCCCUUCGACACGGCAACUCUGGUCGUCUCGGUUCCCAACACUCUCAGGCAUUACAACCUCGAUCAAAUCUAGCACAGAAGCAAGGCCCUGCCUCACCUGUUCAGCCCUCUCUUUCUAUUACUCCUACCACCUACCCUCCAUCCCAUCCAUUAGGAAACGGAGUCCUGCACCAUCAUAAUCCCUACGGACCGCCACCUCAGGAAUCGCCCUACUACACCACCCAUUCUCCCUAUACAACGACCCCAGCGUCGACACAUUACCCUUCUAGUGGGCCACCUGAACUCAUGGCAUCUACCGCUCAAAUGCAGAGACCUUAUCCCUCUAUUUACCACACUCCUCAAUCAAGCUCACCAGCAUCGGUAGCUUCUCAACCGCAUGAACAACAUGGCCGCAACAUGUACUCGCAGUCGCCACAGAUGCCACCGCAGAUGUUCGGCUAUCCUCCAUACUCGCCCAUGAAUCCGGUUCAGCCCUCGCCAUAUGGGGCCCACCAUUCUCCCCAGCAGCAUCCGCUCACAUCACAGCCAUUGAUGAUGCCCCCUCAGAAAGCCCUAUCCCAGGUGCCACCACACCAAUCACCCCACCUCCCUACGUCUGGCAUGUCUAGCAGCCCCAUCAUGAAACUCGAUUCCUCCCAGCACCCCACCACUCCACAGCAAACAAUGCUGAACCCUCCUCUCACCGCAACCAGCAGCCACGCAAUGUCUGCCAGCAACCCCCACGCAAGCCCACCACUAGGCGGCGCCACCUCCAGCGCGGCACCAGGGCCCAUCCCAGCCACUACCCCGCUAGUCGUGCGACAAGACAGUAACGGCGUGCAGUGGAUCGCCUUCGAAUAUUCCCGAGAUCGGGUGAAGAUGGAAUACACCAUCCGGUGUGACGUGGAAUCCGUCAUCGUGGACACGCUCACGCAAGAGUUCAAAACAGAGAACUGUGUGUACCCGCGCGCCUGUUGCAGUAAGGACCAAUAUCGCGGGAACCGGCUGGUCUACGAAACAGAAUGCAAUGCUGUCGGCUGGGCACUGGCCGAGCUGAAUCCUGCUCUGAGGGGCAAGCGUGGAUUAAUCCAGCGUGCUGUCGAUAGUUGGCGCAACAGCAAUCAGGACCCGAGACUGCGCAGCAGACGCGUUCGUCGUAUGGCUAAAAUUAACCGAAGACAGUCGGUCCCCGCUCAGUCUGCUCAUAUGGCGCAGCAAGGCCCUAUUGGCCCAGGUGGUCCACCUGGUCCGGGCAUGAGUGCUAUGCCAGCUCCUAUUUCCCGCCCAAAUUUGGGUCCCAUGUCGAUGGGUCCGCCGCAGAUGCAUCAUCAUCAUCAACCUGAUGGCAGUCCUAAUGAGGAAGUUAGCGGCACAGACUACCCGGGUCACCGGAGCAUGGACGCACGCCUCCCUCAACCCUCAAUCCCUGAUCUCCGCCCCGCCCACAUCUUCCAUGACGCCCCAACAACCCUAACCCCAGGCGGCAGCGCUAGCGGCCCCUCCAUGCCCCCUCUCCUCCGCGACAAUAGCCUCACCUCACUAAGCCGCCACACAAUUGCAACCUCCGCCCGCAUGGACUCAACCGACCACGACAUCGAAGAGCAAGGUCCAACAAACGACGAUCUCUUCAGUCACCUUCCAGACGGCAAACGCCGCAAAUUCAUCCUAGUCGACGACCCACAGCGUGGCUGUCGUGUUCGCGUUAAGGUCGUCCUUGACAAGGUCAACAUGGACGAGAUCCCAGACUCCUACCGCGAGUCAAACGCCGUCUACCCGCGUACCUACUUUCCCAUCCAGAUGCGCGACGAGAACCGCGUUGUCCCCGCUAAGCGCUUCUUCCGCGAUGAUGCCGAGCAGGCGGACGAUCCCGAGGCAUCAACUAUCGGCCGCACGACUGUGCCUGCGCCGUCACUGGACGCCGAUACUGAAAUCGAGGUGCCGAAGGUCUCCCGCAGAAAACACCAUAAGGAAUUGAUGCUUAAUGACCUCGGCUACCGUAUGAGCUGGAGUCAGAGUCGCGUGUUUGCGGGACGAAUGUUAUUUUUACAGCGGUCUUUGGAUGCCUAUCGCGAUAAAAUGCGAAGCAGUAUGCUCGCUGCGGGCCAGGAUGCAGUUGAUAUUCCUGAUCAUUUUGAUACUCGUCGUGGCAAGCGACGCUUCCUAGAGCGCGGGCGUCGUCUGGAGUCUGGUUCUGAGAAUGCUGCUCAGCGAAGUGCGGAGGAAGUUGAAGGUUGA